Messenger RNA from Theileria equi strain WA, 545 nucleotides. RefSeq lists its product as hypothetical. The transcript has 5 exons. The record is from RefSeq and is a predicted model, not a curated record. Bases 19 to 528 code for a protein of 169 amino acids. Gene Ontology annotation, biological process: phospholipid transport. Gene Ontology annotation, cellular component: mitochondrial intermembrane space. Lineage: Eukaryota; Apicomplexa; Aconoidasida; Piroplasmida; Theileriidae. Gene Ontology annotation, molecular function: phosphatidic acid transfer activity.
GUUUUUAAUAUCGCAAAAAUGUUGAGUAAUUCCCUCAAGUAUGAUUUUGACUGGGAGACUGUUGUCUGUGGGUUUUGGCGACGAUUCCCGAGCAAAUACCACCCUUACGUGAAUAGCGUUCAUACCAUAGGGUCAAAGGUCAACCCCGAAAAGAAGACGUUGGUAGUACAGAGGAUGUAUCAUAUAAAGUACAGUUUUCCGUACCUAAUACAAAAGCUAAUUGGAUCCAAUGUGGACUAUUACAUUCUGGAAGAAUCUCAGGUGGAUUUGAAAACCAGAAAACUGUCCUACCAAGUAAAAAGUGUAACUCCAGACUAUUACAGCUAUAGCGAAUCGGCAUGUUAUCAAGACUCCUCUAAUCCUGGAACCACCGAUUUUAAUUGUUCAAUGGAUGUAAGUAUUAGUGGAUUUGGAGUAAUGAACAACACUCUAGAAAAGCUUGCGGAACAUAGAAUGUUGGAAUCCAUGUCAAAGUCCAACGAAUUUAGAGCCAUGGUAGAUAGUAUAAACACUCUAAAUUCCUUGUGAUUAAUGUGCUCUGGUCA